AUGCACUAUCUAACAAAGCACGGGCUGGUGCCUGUGUCAGCAAAUGAGCUGUGUCAGAAAAGCGUUGAAGGAGGACUAGUGGUGUUGUCAGAUCACAUUGUUGGGACUGACAAAAUUGUGCUAUUGCAUUCUUUUUGUAUUCGCAGUGGUUCCGUUAGCAAAAAGGAACGGCGUGUGGAACAGAAAAAGCGGAAAAUCCUCGCUUUGGCCGAGGUAAUGCAGUUGAAUGAGCAAGACAGGGCUGGUUGCGCUCAACGUGAAUUGACAGCUGUUAGAGAUGUAGGCAGUUUCGCUUCAGAAGCGAUAGCGGAUGGUUCUCACGAUAAGCAAGAGUCGCCGGAUCAGAAAAAGGCUAAAUUGGCAGACGCGGAUUACCGGACUUUGAAGGCGGAAGUGAAACGCGACAGGAUGCGGAACAUUCCAAAACUGCGCCUGAAGGAUGUGGGCGAAGAAGCUCUGAUGAAAACAAAGCCGGAAGAACGAGUCCCUUUGCUGUUGGAUGAUAUUCAGGCGCUGUUGAUGUAUACUUUGCUGCGGACUGAUUCUCCUUCGAAUCCCAACCGGUGGGCAGCGAUGGAAAAAUCUGCUAAAUUGACCCACACAACCGUACUGUUAAUUGAGGGUCUCACAUCGGAUGAUUUCACCGAGUUCGAGGCCGAUUUCAAAGAGUGUAAAAAGAUAUUCCACAACAUUCUGCAGGUAGUGACACCUAGCGAUCGGCUUGUCGAGGAAUUAGCGUGCGUCCCGUUAAGUGACUCACACAAAGACAUCUUGUUGGCCGAGUACGGAUCCCUGGAGGCCGCCAUGUUGGCCUGCAAGGACAAUCUGCUCAUGAAGAAAAGCAUGUGCACGAAGAUCGGAGUGGAAUCGGAGGACGGCGAGGGCGAGUACGAUUAGGCGGGACUGCUACCGGGGGGCAAGUUUCCACGCACACAAUUGCUGCUGUCGCCGAUCCAAAUGAUCAACGAAGAUUAUCCACUGCCGCUGACAUGUAGUCUUAAACAUCGCUACGCGGGAUAUGUGACGACCAACGAUCACUAUGCACCUGUGUCGCCCAGAUCCCCUAUGUUUGGCCUGGACUGCGAAAUGUGCAAAACCAGUAUCGGCGCCUCGGAGCUGACCCGAGUAUCCAUCAUCGACGAACACGGCAACGAGUUCUACGAAUCGUUGGUCCGACCAGAUAACAAGAUCGUUGACUAUUUGACACAGUUUUCCGGUAUCACUCCGGAAAUGAUGAGAAACGUUUCGAAAACGUUGAAGGAUGUCCAGAAAGAUCUGAGGAAUAAGCUUUCUCCGGUUGCGGUCCUUGUGGGUCAGUCUCUUAACUUCGACUUGAACGCACUGAAGAUGAUGCACCCCUAUGUGAUAGACACCAGCAUAUUAUUCAAUGUGACGGGUACACCGGGCACAAAAAGCAAACUAAAGAUGUUGAGCUCGGAACAAAGUUUGUAG
This is a messenger RNA of Armigeres subalbatus, 1452 nucleotides long. RefSeq names its product RNA exonuclease 5-like. Gene Ontology annotation, cellular component: nucleus. The record is from RefSeq and is a predicted model, not a curated record. Gene Ontology annotation, molecular function: exonuclease activity; nucleic acid binding. The transcript has 2 exons. NCBI's taxonomy places the organism in Eukaryota, Metazoa, Arthropoda, Insecta, Diptera, Culicidae.